Messenger RNA from Toxoplasma gondii ME49, 1916 nucleotides. RefSeq names its product ribosomal protein RPS14, putative. The record is from RefSeq and is a predicted model, not a curated record. Bases 564 to 1520 code for a protein of 318 amino acids. NCBI's taxonomy places the organism in Eukaryota, Apicomplexa, Conoidasida, Eucoccidiorida, Sarcocystidae. Gene Ontology annotation, molecular function: structural constituent of ribosome. Gene Ontology annotation, biological process: translation. The transcript has 2 exons. Gene Ontology annotation, cellular component: small ribosomal subunit; ribosome.
CGUUUCACCUGGCUAAAAAGACACGUCAAACUCUAUAAAGCAUGAACGGGAGUAUGUCCAUAUUAACAGCGUAUAGACUUCAACCCAGGUGACACUGUUCUUGCAUGAAGUGUGUUUCGCGCCAACCAGCAGUGCAUCAGCAGUUAUAUUAACUGCAAGAUGAGGGUUAGAGUCGCUGUCUCCACUCGAGACCGGAGAUAUGCAACUUAGGAAAGCGAAUGCAGACGAGAAUAACUCUCUGUCCAGGCGUGAGCUAUGGUGCUUUAGCCCCGCUGAGGUGCUGAUCUGCCCGGUGUGCUGCUGAAGUCUGCCGCCGCCGUGUUUCGCGUUACGACACAAACGCAGAGUACCCAUGCCCGCUUAUUUUGAAUUUAUAUUUCAAAUCUUCCCGUUGUUCUACACAUCAAGAAAAAUGUUUAUCCAGGAGUAGAGCUCGCAUGGUCUGCUUUGUCCACUUAUGCUUCCACUGAAGCAGACUAUCUCGCCCUCACGACUGUGAUUCGCGGCACUUGCGACAGCAUGGUUUCCCUCUAGUGCCUGUGAAGCUUCGGCGGUCUGCAAGCAUGCGGUAUUUCUUCUGUCCUCCGGUUGUGGCGCGGUCCCUGACUUUGGCGUUGCUGUUUAGGUUUUGUUUUAUCGUUUCUUUGUUGUACUCCAAUGAAAGGGUGACUUUUUCAGCUCAGACGGGGAGGCGUACCGGAGGCAUCUCACAGAAACACCUUGUGUGUUUCGUCGAUGGCGCUCACUUGCCCCGACCUUCUUCGUUCUCUUCAGCAACGUCUGCGUUACCGAACAAUGCAGCAGACCCACAUUCGGAGCGUGUAGCGUCAUUUAUGUUUCGCCCGUCCUCCUUGCUCCUCUGUUUCUCUACUUUCUCCUCCCGGCCUCCCCCGACGUUCACACUCUGGCUUCGUCCGCUGUCCUCCUGUCAUUCCCUUUGCAAUGGUUCGCACUACAAUGGUGCCAACUCGAACUUUGUUUCUCGUCCUCUCCCCCUAGAGAGAGGUACCCGUAACGGUUCCUCGGGAACAUGCGCGCACAUGCUUCUAGGAAAUGCAUAUCCGAUCAGGGUUUCAUCGAACUUCGAGCAAGUCGAUCUGUUGCAGACAUGGUCAAAUUCGAGAAAGGAGCCGGAUGCAUAUGGAGGGGGUCGGCGAACUGCGCUAGCAAUGGUGAAGCAGAGGAGAUAUCAGCUGGCCACUGACAAUCUCUUUGUUGGCCUACGGGACGCCCAGGUCCAGAGGAAUCUUCGUCGCAAGCAAAUGAUGAUUGACUACAAGCCCCUCCGACAGUACUACAAGUAUAAAGUGGCGCACGCGACGUCAAUGGAUGAGCGGCUGGACUGGCACUGCCGGCUUCAGCGCUUGCCUAGAGACUCUUCACCCACAAGAUACAGGAACCGGUGCCGAGUGUGUGGCAGGGCUCGAGGCUACUUUCGCUUCUUCGGCCUCUGCCGACACCACGUGCUAGACAUGGUUCGAAAUGUCAUGUUUCCUGGAUUCACCAAGGCCGAGUGGUAGAAGUGGUGGAACUGUGAAGCACUCCUGUCACUGCCUGAAGUGCACUGACACUGUUUUGGUUACUUAUGGACGCGUAACAGCUCAUUAUACAAGGUCGGCGACAGCCUUUAAGGGCUGUAUAACACGGCAAUAGGCCCCGAAGACGAGCGUCGCAGUGUUCUGCACGUCAAACUGUUGACAGACUUCUACCUGCGGUCACAAGAUCCCCAGUCUUGUGGAACAGGUCACCGUCAAAAAAUCGCAACUGACUGCUAAUGCAACCACCUUAGCUGACAAGAGUGUCCACACGUCUUCACUGACAAGUCCAUCUUUGUGACUAGGAUAUGCUUUUGCCCUCUAAACAGUACAUCCCACUGUGUGUGCACCAAUUUCAUCGUUUGGGGGGGAGGGGCUAAC